AUGUCUAUUAAUGUCGAUGCAGAAAGUGAUUCACUGAUGGCAUUACUAAAAGGUGGCAGUCUUGACGAAUUUGGUAUUCGUGUUUGCCAAUUGCAGAUUACUGUUCCCAUUGUACGACAUUUCAGUAAACUAACGUCAAACGCUCAAACAGCUUUUCAAUUUAUUAAGUUAGCUUUGCUUAGUGAAAGAUAUUUUAUCCUAAAGGCCAAAACUAUAGGCGUAAGUCAACUAACUUUCUAUGCAAUUAAUGUGGAAGACUAUGAAUGUCGUCAGCGUUACUUCGAGUAG
This is a messenger RNA of Enterobius vermicularis (human pinworm), 288 nucleotides long. Lineage: Eukaryota; Metazoa; Nematoda; Chromadorea; Rhabditida; Oxyuridae. The record is from the annotation of a GenBank genome assembly.